This is a messenger RNA of Encephalitozoon cuniculi GB-M1, 861 nucleotides long. RefSeq lists its product as uncharacterized. Gene Ontology annotation, biological process: base-excision repair; base-excision repair, AP site formation via deaminated base removal. Gene Ontology annotation, molecular function: uracil DNA N-glycosylase activity. Bases 1 to 861 code for a protein of 286 amino acids. Gene Ontology annotation, cellular component: nucleus; mitochondrion. The record is from RefSeq and is marked provisional. The transcript has a single exon. Lineage: Eukaryota; Fungi; Microsporidia; Unikaryonidae.
AUGACAAUGGAUCGAGAGAAGAAAGAAGAUCUUCCUGGGGUCUUUUCCGUUUCUGAGAGCAAGGGAUGCCAUGGAAAGAGGCAGCUAAGCCUAGACGAUAUGUUUUCCAAAAGGAAGACUUCAGCAGGCACAGGCCCAAGUAAGAGCUUGGAAGCAGGUUGGACCUACGAAGGAUGUGCGCAGCCAUGCGAAUACUGUAGGCUUGAAGAGAAGAUCGACCCGAGGUGGAGGAUGCAUCUGAAGCCUGAGUUUGGAAAGGAUUACUUCAGGGGAGUCAAGAGAUUUCUCCAUGAAAACAGAAACCAUUUGCCGCCCAUCGACAAGAUAUUUACAUUCUCGAGAUUUUUCCCGCUGGAGAAGACGAAGGUUGUUAUAAUGGGUCAAGACCCUUACCACAACGAUAACCAGGCGAUGGGGCUGUCAUUUUCUGUUCCGGUGGGGAUACCUGUCCCGCCCAGUCUCAAGAACAUAUACUUGGAGAUUAGCUCUGACAUCGAGGGAUUUGAGGUUCCUUCCCAUGGGGAUCUGUCGGGAUGGGCAGAAAGGGGAGUUCUGUUACUGAACGAUGUUCUCACUGUCACGAAGAACCGACCAAACUCGCAUGCCGGCAUCGGAUGGAGGGAGUUCACAAGCUGUAUUCUUCAGGUUAUAAACGAGAAAUGCACUAAUGUUGUGUUCAUGCUGUGGGGGCGGCAUGCACAGGCAAAGGGCAAGUUCAUCAACAGGAACAAACACCUGGUGCUAACCUGCGGACAUCCAAGCCCGCUUAGCUCUAGCCACUUCUUCGGCUGCAAGCAUUUCUCAAAAGCCAACAAGUAUCUCAUGGACCACGGCAAAUCACCAGUCGAGUGGCAAGUGUAA